AUGUCUUCUAUACUCGACUCGCUGCCCGGCCUAGUCGACUUCAGCCAGAAGAGCUUGCUGCUGUCGGCUGGUGCCAUUGCAUUCAACCCAACAUUUUGGAAUAUUGUCGCCCGACGAGAAUACCGCACAAAGUUCCUCACGCGCAUCUUUGGCGGCAAUUCCCAAGCAGCCUGCUAUGCGUUAGCUGCUACCAUCUUCUCGCUGGGGCUCCUCCGCGACUUCCUGUACGAGCGGGCCCUGCGUGACCAACCCUCGCACCCAGCUCUGCAGGGCCCCCUGCCGACUGCCGCCGCAUAUGUGUUGCUGGCCUUUGGAAACAUCUUGGUUCUCUCCUCCACCUGGCAGCUGGGCAUUACAGGCACCUUUCUCGGCGACUACUUUGGCAUUCUGAUGGACAGCAUGGUGACGGGAUUCCCGUUCAACGUCACCAACGCGCCCAUGUACUACGGGUCCACCAUGAGCUUCCUAGGAACCGCGCUGUUAUUCGGCAAGCCCGCGGGCAUCUUCCUCACCGGAGUAGUGCUCGUGGUCUACUUGGUCGCCAUCCAAUUCGAGAACCCGUUCACAGCCGGCAUAUACGCAAAGCGUGAGCGCGAGAGGGCUAAGGCUAGCGGGAUGAAGUCCAAUGCGAAGAAGGUCCAGGGAAAGAAGGAGCUAUAA
Lasiosphaeria miniovina is the source of this 660-nucleotide messenger RNA. Its product is annotated as phospholipid methyltransferase-domain-containing protein. NCBI's taxonomy places the organism in Eukaryota, Fungi, Ascomycota, Sordariomycetes, Sordariales, Lasiosphaeriaceae. The transcript has 4 exons. Gene Ontology annotation, biological process: phosphatidylcholine biosynthetic process. Gene Ontology annotation, molecular function: S-adenosylmethionine-dependent methyltransferase activity. The coding region runs from base 1 to 660 and encodes 219 amino acids. The record is from RefSeq and is a predicted model, not a curated record.